This is a messenger RNA of Salvelinus fontinalis (brook trout), 2166 nucleotides long. Its product is annotated as homeobox protein Hox-C11a-like. Gene Ontology annotation, cellular component: nucleus. The record is from RefSeq and is a predicted model, not a curated record. The coding region runs from base 366 to 1289 and encodes 307 amino acids. NCBI's taxonomy places the organism in Eukaryota, Metazoa, Chordata, Actinopteri, Salmoniformes, Salmonidae. Gene Ontology annotation, biological process: anatomical structure development; regulation of transcription by RNA polymerase II. The transcript has 2 exons. Gene Ontology annotation, molecular function: RNA polymerase II cis-regulatory region sequence-specific DNA binding; DNA-binding transcription factor activity, RNA polymerase II-specific.
AUGUUUAGUCUGCUAUAUCAAAUACUAAACCUGUGCUAGUCUAGCCCACACCCAUACAUAAAUAGCCUCCUAAAAAUGAUCUUCAUAAUUGCCAUAACCCAUGUAAACAAACAGGAAUCUGUUACUGGUUUUCUUACUGCUCCUGCGGUGUUUUGAAAAUGACUAGUUUGAACCUCCUAGAUCUUGCCUAAGUGAACCACUCCUACACAUCCAAGUGUUCCACGUUGAUAUAUGACAAUAUCUACUUUCGAUCACGUGUCUCCGGGCGACUUAGACGGAUUGCGCGUCAUCUCGCCUUCCUAAAUUUCCCCCUUCUACAGCUCGAAUCCAAAACAUCUAUCUAUCGUACGGAGUACGGGGGAAAGAUGUUUAACUCGGUGAAUCUGGGAAACUUCUGCUCCCAGACGCGCAAAGACCGGACAUCCGAGUUUGGGGAUAGAACGGGCUGCGCCUCUAACAUCUACCUCCCCAGCUGCACCUACUACGUCCCCGAAUUUUCUGCCGUCUCUUCGUUUCUUCCACAGGCCUCGUCGCGGCAGAUAACCUACCCAUAUUCCACAAAUCUGUCUCAAGUGCAGCCGGUACGGGAAGUUUCCUAUGGAUUGGACCCUUCUAGUAAAUGGCACCAUAGAAGCAAUUAUGCAUCAUGCUACUCUGGAGAGGAUCUGGUGCACAGGGACUGUCUUCCGCAAUCCACCAUGACAGAAAUGCUUAUGAAAACGAACGAGAAUGUGUACAGCCACCAUAACCACCAUCCCAGCUCCAACCAUCCCUCCACAGGGUUCUACCCCGGAGUGGGGAAAAACAGCGUCCUCCCUCAAGGUUUCGACCGCUUUUUUGAGACCGCAUACUGCGGCACGGACAAUCAGUCAGCAGAUACUUGUUUACAAAAGAGCGAGGCUAGAAAGCUGGAAACAAAGUUCCAGCAGCCAGCGGCUCUACCGGGCGUCCCAGACCAAGACAAGGACACAGAGGAUGAGGAGGAACAUACAAAUUCGGGCUCGUGUUCUUCUUCAGCCACCAAGGACCGCAGCGCCAGCAAGAACAGCCACUCGAGUACACCUCGCACAAGGAAGAAGAGGUGUCCAUACUCCAAAUUUCAGAUCCGAGAAUUGGAGCGGGAGUUCUUCUUUAACGUUUACAUUAACAAAGAGAAACGGAUGCAGCUUUCCCGGAUGCUGAACCUCACCGACCGACAGGUUAAAAUCUGGUUUCAGAAUCGAAGAAUGAAAGAAAAGAAAUUAAGCAGAGAUCGUUUGCAAUACUUUUCUGGAAACCCCCUAUUGUGAGCAUGUGGAGUGUAAAAGCAUAAUGAUUAUAGUCAAAUGUCAAUGACACACUUUUCUCAGUGAAUUCUUAUCAACAGUAAUAAACACAUUUCAAGUUACUUCAAAAAGACAGAUCAGCAGCAAUGUUAAGAUGAGGUUAUUUCAAUUUCUAACAUUUGGGGUUGCUGUAUGUAUGCGUAAUAAGGCACCAUUUUCCUGUAGCCUUCAUUCGCAGGAAACUUUCUAGUUCAUAUAUAUACAGGUGAUUAUAUAGAAUAAUCAUUUAUAUGCUGCUGUCGAGUUCAUAUAGUUUUCCGUGUAUUUACCACGAAUCUUAAUUGUGUUUAUUCAAUUGUGCAUUUCACAAGUAUUAUUUGUUGAAUAGUAUUAAAUGUUACAACGCAAUUCGGGAAGCCAUGAUAGGCCUAUAUUGGACAUUUAAACUUUCCCUUUCCUCUGGUCGAUGUAUUUGUAGCCUACCAUGAUUCUGUUUUCGACCAGAAUAUUCAACACAAAGUAAUACAUUUACAGGUGUCAAUUUUGCCACCGAGAACUGUGACGUGUACAAUCUGUAGUAAUGUUUUCCUUGUACAGACUAUGCAACUAUGUGCAUUCGUGACUGUAAAUAUGAUUUUGUUUUUAAUUUCGCUCCCCCUUUUCCCUGCUGCUAUUUUCUUUACACCGCCCAAGCUGUGUACUUUAAAAGCUUUAAUGUUAACACUCCUUUAAAUUAUUUGCUUUACGCUUGGUGCUUCUUUAUGAAAGAGGAGGAAAAUAUGGCGUUGGGUCUGUGUAUCAUUAAUCUAAAGAUACCUAUGAAAUAAACAGGCGUAUAGACAAAACUAACAGACUGGUGGAUUUUUGUCAUAGAUGUUAUUAUUGACUAUGGUUAUCCUCU